AAAAAACCGGGCCAACAACGACCUUAUGAUAAACUCUCUGCUUCCCAGUCCGUCACUCACACUUCGGCUCGCUGCCACGCAGAGCUUCAAUUCUUGACUGCUGAAGUGUCGACGCCUAAAGUCCAGUACAGCUGACGGACUCAGAUCCACUGAGAGUAAUUGCAUUAUCGGUUAAACCAAUUGGCACCAAUGCUGCGGGUGUUGUGGACGCUGGCGCUGGCGUUGGUUGUGGUGCGCGCUGCGGGCUCCACUAGCAGCAGUGGUGAAGAGAUCGAUGACCAAGUGAAGGCCUGGCUAGAGAAUUAUAUGGAGGACGGCGAGACGCGGCUCUUUCCGAACGAUAUUAAGAGCGUAUGGGGCAGCACAAUCGGCAGUAGCCUCACGGCGAAUUGGAAGGCUCUGCCAGUCGUGUGCGACGGCAAACCGUCCGUACAGACCAAGUCCAGCACACUCACGCCCAAUGGCGGAUGCCCCGAUGUCUAUACGAACGUCGGCGUGAGCUGUACGUGUCUCGAGGGCUACGCCAACUCCACUGAGUGGGAAUUUUACAUCCAGUCACGGACGGAGCUGACGGACCAACCGCUAACACUCGAAUUCGGUGCCACACUUGGACUCACGUCACUUGUAACUAUCGUCGCUCCUGACGACCUGACGUCCAUCAAGAUCGUCGGAGUCGGAGAAGAUGCGAUUACGCUUAAUGUCACGGCCGAAGCUACUGGAUGGGACGACUACGACACGUCCAAUCCGUCCUUGAUCGAGGUGGGCACUACAUCGGCAUUACAGAAAAUGUGAGUGGCCAAUUGUUGUGUUUUUGUACGAUGAGAAAUGAUGUACUCACAUGUUUAAUUAUAUGCUGUCAGUACGAUGGAAAAUAUCGACCUGUACUCUGCGUUGGAUGCGUCGACGGACUACAUCCCUCUUGCCAUCCAGAAUCUGACCCUUCGGUAUACAAAUAUUAGUCAGGUGACAUCGACGUUCUUGCAGGGUUUCGCCAGUCUCGAGUACCUGGAUCUAUCACACAACAAGCUCUACGGCACGUACUCUCGUAUCUCAUCACAAAUGUGCACUGCCAACCCGUGUCCACUCAAGUCUAUCAACGUGAGCAACAACGCGUUGACACAGAUCCCGUACCGCAUGUUCUACUUGAACCAGCUCAACAGUCUUUACUUGGAGAACAAUGCAAUCCAGAAUUGGACCGUCUCGAGUGAACUGUACGAGAGCAUUGCGGGGCUCACGAAUUUCAACAUGGACCCACCUACUGACUCGUACGCUUGCGACAAUGGCACGUGGAUGGCUGCACACGGAAUUGACUUCUGCGUCCUGGACAGCACGACAGCGUCGACGUCGUCGGAUUCUUCGUCCAGCAGCAACAGCUACCUCAUCUACGUGAUCGUGGCGGCCUGUAUUGUGGUCUGUGUCUUGAUCUUCGUGUUCAUCCGACAGCGUCGUGCUCACAACCGUCGCAAAGACGGCGAUGAGUCGGUGUUUGACCACACAUUGUCGUUCGAUUCACAUUUCACGGCUAACACCAACAUUAUCAACGAUCCUCUGAUCAUCGCGCACCGUAUUCCGUUCAAGGAUGUUAAAGUGGCCAACUGCAUCAACAAAGGAGGCUUCGGACUCGUGUAUAGUGGUGUGUACAAUCGGCGUCGUGUGGCUAUUAAGCGCAUUAGAACGGAUCUAUGCCAAGAUAUGAAGCAUGUGGAGGCGUUUAUGAAGGAGAUCUGCCUCAUUUCGACACUGGAACAUCCUCGAAUUGUCGAAUUUAUCGGUGUGGCGUGGGAUACCCUGCGCAAUCUAAGCGCUGUGACGGAGUACAUGGAGCGUGGAGACUUGCGUGAGGUACUGCGUAGCUUCCAGCUACGUAAUACCCCGCUAACUUGGGAAGCUCACAAGCUUCGUAUCACACAGCAUAUCGCUGAGGCUUUGACGUAUUUGCACUCUUUGGAUCCCAAGCUGAUCCAUCGUGACCUCAAGUCCAAGAAUGUACUGCUGAACACAGAGAUGGAGGCCAAACUGAGCGACUUUGGCGUGUCCCGUGAGCGCCACGCUAUGGAGACGCACAUGACGGCAGGCAUCGGGACGUCUUUCUGGAUUGCUCCUGAGGUUCUACUAGGCAAGGACUACGACGAACGUGCCGAUAUUUUUUCACUAGGUAUUGUCAUUUCGGAGAUUGACACCGAGGAUUACCCUUACUGGAACGCGAAGAACCCGCCUCAAGGAGGAAAGGUGGAGGAGACGGCUAUUCUCCGCAUGGUCGCUGCUGGAGAGCUCAUCCCGGACUUCACGGAAAGCUGUCCCAAGGCUGUGCUGGAGCUGGCGAAGGCUUGUUUAUCGCUUAACCCAGACGACCGGCCGUCCGCUACAGAAGUGGUGUAUGCUGUCCAGCAGAUCAUGAGUCGUUCGUCUGUGAGUUAUGGUGGUGCGAGUAUGGACUGGUCGUCAUCUUCGUCACAACCCAUGUCGAUAUAAAGCUGGACUAGUUAGAGUUUAAGUUGUAAUGUCAAUAGCGUUGAGAAGUAUCAACAAGGCACAUCUGACGUGGUAAUCAUGUUCUCUAACUGCUCCGAACAGCACCA
Phytophthora nicotianae INRA-310 is the source of this 2579-nucleotide messenger RNA. RefSeq names its product TKL protein kinase, variant. NCBI's taxonomy places the organism in Eukaryota, Oomycota, Peronosporomycetes, Peronosporales, Peronosporaceae. Gene Ontology annotation, biological process: protein phosphorylation. Bases 865 to 2472 code for a protein of 535 amino acids. Gene Ontology annotation, molecular function: protein kinase activity; ATP binding; protein binding. The transcript is spliced from 2 exons. The record is from RefSeq and is a predicted model, not a curated record.